CACGCGUACAGAUCCCUCUGCAGAAGGGGCAGGCGUCCUGCUUCAUGCCAUUGCCGCUGUUAUUAGUCCACCCCCCAUCCUCCCCCCGCUGCCCACAUUUAUACAUCACGGCGCAAGGAGAAUGGACUGAUUUCCCUGAAGGACAGAGGGGCGACCACAAAAAAUGUGAGAGGAAAGAUAAUUUGCAUGAACCCCUUCCAUGCUGGUGCAGUCCUGACAGUUAGAGACUGAUCCUGCUACCUAUGGCAUUAUGGAGUCCCCCAGCGUAGACAAAGAUCUGCUAGAGGGAUGCACAUCUCCCUUCGAGCUCAAAUCGGUUCCAAACAAGAAGAUGUGGGUCAAACUACGAGCUCUCCUGAAGUAUAUGGUGAAGCAACUAGAGAAUGGAGAGGUGAACAUUGUGGAACUGAAAAAAAACUUGGAGUACACCGCCUCAUUGCUGGAAGCUGUAUAUAUCGAUGAGACACGACAAAUCCUAGACACAGAAGAUGAACUUCCAGAAAUACGCUCAGAUGCUGUACCCUCUGAGGUCAGAGACUGGCUGGCUUCUACAUUCACACAGCAAACGCGGGCCACUGGUCGACGGUCCGAGGAGAAGCCCAGGUUCCGCAGCAUUGUACAUGCUGUACAGGCCGGCAUUUUUGUGGAGCGAAUGUUUCGAAGGACGUAUACAGCAGUUGGACCAAAUUACUCUGCAGCUGUUGUUAACAGUUUAAAGCACCUGGACUUGUGGGACUUUGAUGUAUUUGUGCUGAAUAGAGUCAGUGAAGAUCAUGCAUUGAAAACCAUUGUGUUUGAACUUCUCACUAGACACAACCUGAACAGUCGCUUUAAGAUUCCUGUUGCGUUUCUAAUGAGCUUUCUGGAUUCCCUGGAGAGUGGCUAUGGAAAGUAUAAGAAUCCUUACCAUAAUCAGAUCCAUGCAGCCGACGUGACACAGACAGUACACUGCUUCCUCUUGCGUACAGGCAUGGUGCACUGCCUCAAUGAGAUUGAGAUCCUGGCUAUAAUUUUUGCAGCUGCCAUCCAUGAUUUUGAACAUACAGGUACAACAAACAGCUUCCACAUCCAGACAAAGUCAGACUGUGCUAUCUUGUACAAUGAUCGAUCAGUACUGGAAAACCACCAUGUCAGCGCAGUGUAUCGAAUCAUGCAAGAUGAUGAAAUGAACAUAUUUGUGAAUCUUACCAAGGAUGAGUUCACGGAGUUAAGGUCUCUCGUUAUUGAGAUGGUCCUGGCCACAGACAUGUCUUGUCACUUCCAGCAAGUGAAAACCAUGAAAAGCUCCCUACAGACACUGGAGACCACUGACAAAUCAAAGGCAUUAUCUCUACUACUCCAUGCAGCUGACAUUAGCCACCCUACAAAGCAGUGGAAAGUGCAUGCACGGUGGACCAAAGCUCUAAUGGAGGAGUUCUUUAGACAGGGUGACAAAGAGGCUGAACUGGGGUUGCCAUUCUCUCCACUUUGUGACCGCAAGUCUACAUUGGUAGCUCAGUCUCAAAUAGGCUUCAUUGAGUUCAUUGUCGACCCAACAUUUUCAGUGCUGACUGAUGUGGCUGAAAAGAUUGUUCUUCCAUUAGUAGAAGAGGGCAGCAAAACUAAACCAGCUGCUCCUGUCAACCAGUCCAGCUCUCAGUGGAGACAACCAUCGCUAGAUGAACAGUCUGAACUGGGUGACAUUAAUGCUGACCUGAACAGCUUCCGAUCAACAUGGACCAAGUAUAUCCAGGAAAAUAAGCAGAAGUGGAAAGAGAGAGCAGCAAGUGGAAUCACGAACCAAACGUCUGUGGAUGAACUUUCGCCCUGUGUGGAAGAGCACAGCACAGAGGAAAAUGGCACUACUCCAUCUACAUAGAGGUCCAGAUCCCAUCCCUGCAGUACAGAAGGACUAGGGCACAGGGAAUAAAGAGAUUGGAUCUAAAGUCGCAGGUCACUUGGCACGCACAGAACAUCUGGCAUUCAGGGAACUUGACUGUCCUCAGAAUCCCUUGUUUGUGACACUGUGUGGGCUGACCCACAGAUCAUUGCACAGCUCUUUCUCUCUGUCCACCUGUCUCUGCUUUGUGGGUCUGUCUCUUUUUUUGUGGAUCAUUAGGAUGCCACCAUAUUGAACUGCCUUUGCUCUGUUCAGCCUCUAAAACAGAGCUGUCUUUUUCCUUUUGUGUGUCUCCUAGAUUAGGACACUUUUUAAUUUUUUAUUUUUGCUGUACACAGUCACCACCAGUCACCAACGUACAAUCAUCCACAUUUUAUAUUGUUUGCCUCUCAUGGCUCUAUCAAAGCUCUGCAUGACUUACGGUAGUUCUUGUUUUUCCAGAGUGAUGCAAAAAACACUUCACUUAUGCACAGUGACAUGAAGAACAGGAUAUAGAACUCUGGCUCUUCACCUCACCUCAAGAUUGAAACAAGGAGUUGUUCAAACUAAAGUAAAUGUCAUUUUGUAACUUAGGAAAAUGCAAUAUAACAAAACAUUGAACAAUGUUCACCAAAAAAA
Messenger RNA from Nanorana parkeri, 2497 nucleotides. RefSeq names its product phosphodiesterase 1B (gene PDE1B). The coding region runs from base 251 to 1858 and encodes 535 amino acids. Gene Ontology annotation, biological process: signal transduction. NCBI's taxonomy places the organism in Eukaryota, Metazoa, Chordata, Amphibia, Anura, Dicroglossidae. The record is from RefSeq and is a predicted model, not a curated record. Gene Ontology annotation, molecular function: 3',5'-cyclic-nucleotide phosphodiesterase activity. The transcript has 16 exons.